This is a messenger RNA of Anarrhichthys ocellatus (wolf-eel), 3428 nucleotides long. RefSeq names its product kinesin family member 18A (gene kif18a). Gene Ontology annotation, molecular function: microtubule binding; ATP binding; microtubule motor activity. The transcript is spliced from 18 exons. Lineage: Eukaryota; Metazoa; Chordata; Actinopteri; Perciformes; Anarhichadidae. Gene Ontology annotation, biological process: microtubule-based movement. Bases 179 to 2884 code for a protein of 901 amino acids. The record is from RefSeq and is a predicted model, not a curated record.
UAUUGGCGCUAGUUGUGCUAGCUAUGACCAGCUAUCUAGCUAUGUCCAAGUUACCCUAGCGAAUAUAUCUUUCCAAUACGAGCUACUGGUGUACAAUCAGAAAAAAAACGGGUUACAGGAAAUUAAAGAUAACCGUUAAUGACAAAAGUAAGACUUCAAUCACUUCAGAAGGACCAAAAUGGCAAGUGACGUGUGCAGCCACGUAAAGGUGGUUGUUCGAGUGAGGCCAAUUAACGAGAGGGAGAAGCGUGAAAACUAUCGAAAUGUGGUCCAGGUUGUUGACAACCACAUGCUAAUAUUUGACCCCAAGGAAGAGGAUACAUCAUGUUUUGGGUCACAAAGGGGACGAAACAGAAAUGUCAGCAAGAAGGCCAACAAAGACCUUAAGUUUGUUUUUGACCAAGUCUUCGGUGAGAACUCUAACCAAGAUGACAUCUUUGAGAGCACCACUAAAGGAGUAUUGGACAGUGUGAUGAAUGGAUUUAACUGCACAGUGUUCGCCUACGGUGCUACUGGAGCAGGCAAGACGCAUACUAUGUUAGGCUCUCAAAAUGAGCCUGGGGUCAUGUACCGCACCAUGACAGAGCUGUUCAAACGCAUGGAUGAGGCCAAGGAGGAGAAAGAGUUUGCUGUUGCUUUCUCAUAUCUUGAGGUUUACAAUGAACAAAUCAGAGACUUGUUGGCUAAUGUCGGCCCUCUUGCCGUCAGAGAGGACGGCUCUAAAGGAGUGGUUGUUCAAGGCCUCUCGCUGCAUCAGCCCAAAUCUGCAGAGCACAUUCUUGAGGCUUUGGAUUCUGGCAAUCGUAACCGGACACAGCACCCCACUGACAUGAAUGCCACCUCUUCCCGGUCCCAUGCUGUAUUUCAGAUAUAUUUAAGACAGCAGGACAAAACCGCCAGCCUCAAUCCUAAUGUCUGCGUUGCCAAAAUGAGCCUGAUCGAUCUGGCCGGCUCAGAGAGAGCCAGCGCCACCAACACCAAAGGUGCACGUCUGCGGGAAGGUGCCAACAUCAAUCGCUCACUUCUUGCCCUGGGAAAUGUUAUCAAUGCACUUGCUGACCCAAAGAGUAAGAAAACUCAUAUACCGUACAGGGACAGCAAGCUGACACGGCUGCUUAAAGACUCCUUGGGGGGCAACUGCAGGACGGUUAUGAUUGCCAAUGUUAGCCCCUCUUCCCAGUCAUACGAUGACAUCCACAAUACACUGAAGUAUGCCAACAGGGCCAAGGAGAUUAAGUCCUCGCUGAAAAGUAACGUAGUAAGCCUGGACAGCCACAUUGGCCAGUAUGCAGUAAUAUGUGAGAAGCAACGGCAAGAGAUUCUACAAUUGAAGAAAAAACUGACAGAAUAUGAGAAGAACACAGUGCACGGGGCUUCUGACACGAUCUCAUCUCAGAAACAGGCAGAGUUCAAAAGGGUGUCGGAAGCUCUGCAGCGAAUCUUCUCGGACCGGACCCAAAUCAGGAAAGAGCAGCUGGAUCUGGAGAGACAACUGAAGGAGAAUGAGCUGCGCCAGCGGUACACUGAGGAGGACAACCUGCAGGUCCAAUGUUUCUGUGCCAAGGAAAAGACUGAGAAGGCUACUUGUAAGCACGAGCGGAAGAUUGCCAGCUUAUGCACUCGGCAGCAACACAUUCACAAACGUUUGAAAGAGACCGAAACACGUUUCCUGGACAACGACGGCUUGCUUCAUCGCGUCGAGAAUGAGAUUAAGCUGCUGAAGUCGAAUGAUCAGACCUCAGAGGUUUUAGAUAAGAGCCUACAUUGCCACAGACUGGAGCUGCAGGUUAAUGACCUCAAACAACAUAUUAAGCAGAUGGUCGGGCUAGCUGCACUGCAGGAUCAGGAGAACAAGCGUAUGCAGAAAAUGGUGAACAUCUUGUUGCCAGCUUAUAGUCGGCACUACUCUGCGUUGCGGGGUGCUGGGCAGGUCACCGCCGCAGACGAGAUGGAGAACCAUGAACUAGAGCACCUUGUGUUGAGGGAGAGAGGCGUGGUCUGGGCCGACCAGGAAGGGGUGGGGAUCGGAGAGGGGUCACAGGAGACGAAUGAGGUGGACCGCAGCGAGUUGGCACCUGUCCUGUUUUUCUCACAUCUGCUAUACCACCAGAGUAGCCCCUGCAGUGCAGAGGGCCGUACGAAAAGAACAUCACUGUGCAAUGCUGCUCCAUCACCCAAAGGUGAAGGAAAACAGACGGAUAUGAAACUGGAACCCCGUCCCAGAAUGCCAAUUCGGAGAAAUUUGUCUGCGUCACUGCCACAGCAAAGCCCCCGGACCGUUGCCAAGGCCCAAGUGUUUGAGGAGGGCAUGUUCCCACUCCAGUGCACACCAGAGCCUUCACUAAAGACUGUUUGGGCCAUGCCACAGAGCUCCUCCAGCGCCAUGGAUCCCAACAUGACAUUUGAAGUUCUGGACAAUGAUGAACAAACUGCAAGUAAUGCCACGAUUACAAUUAGCAGUGGCAGCCCCUGUCCAGCAUCAACGUCAACAGACUUCUCUUGCCCCAGCCAACUGCUCCAUCCUCCCGAGGCCGAUGACGGAAACCGGAUUCCUACUAAAAGACAACCGAUCUCAUCUUUACAAGACUUGAGACGAGCCCACCGGACCUACAUGGCCAUGACGUCUGCUGCGCAAGGGAAGCGUAAAGUUACCUGCAUCCAAGAAGAGUUAACACAGGGUGUCUCUGCACCAAAGCGCAUAAAGAAGGACCCCUCGGUGGCCCCCAGGCCGCUCAGAGUGUGUCGUUUUGCUGGUUCAGAGGAGAACAAGCCUCGGAGAGUUGUGAGGAGCGUUUCUGAAGGGAAUCUUCUUGACCCUCAGAAAUCAAAGUCCUUUUUUUAUAAAACGUCCCAACAGUUAAAACGAGUGGCCAAAAGAAUGUAAAGCAACAUGGUGUUUGAAUCGCACCGGUUUGCUUUUAUGAGCACCCUUCUCCAACCGCAUUCAUCUUUCCAAAACAUCUUCUCCAAACCUAAAACAAAGUGUUUCCAUUGUGUAGGUUUCUCCAACCGAAAUGAAAAUGUAACGAGACGAAAUGUAAUAUAAGUUGCACUAUUUAGUUUUUGUCUUCGAUCUGGCCUCGCACUGCAGUGACAUUUUACUUGACUUAUACAUAAACAUUGUUUAGGACAUCUGUAUAGAUUAUAGUUGAAGGAUCCUUUUUUUUUUAAUCAUUUCUAAACCUCCCUUUAGAUUUGAACAUAUUGAAACACUCGUGUUCACACUAACAGCAAGAAUAAAAACAUGUACUGUGGCUGUUUUGUGGUUUACACAUGUUAUGUAUUUUCCACUAUUCUCUCAAAAGUGAUGGGUUAUACAUUACCUCAAAUGGAUGUAUGGCUGCAAACUGAAACUGAAACUGCUCUACACUGAGCUGUUUGUCUUUUGUAUCCCUUUUUUUAAUCCUGUACAGUUAGUAACAUAGGGU